GAAAAAUGAUCGUAAUUCCAAUUUUACCCUUCUAAAGAGAGAGAGAAGGCGUUUUUCUUCCCUCGUUCCUCAAAUUUCUAGAGAGAGAGAGAGAGAUUAAUCAUCGAUCAAAGUGCUUAUGGAAUGGAAUGUGAAUCGAUGGUUGUGAUGAUUAGAUGAUUCGAUCUUCGUCUCGUUGAUUAAGAACCUCAGAUUCUCUGUUUUUUUUUUUUUUUUUUAAUUUGGAUUAUCUACGACGCCAAUGAAGGGUACAUCUUCUUCCUCCGCCGCAGCUACUCCGUCUCUAGAGUGGAGAUUCUCUCAGGUCUUCGGCGAGCGAACGGCCGGAGAAGAAGUCCAGGAAGUUGAUAUCAUUUCAGCGAUUGAGUUUGAUAAAAGUGGAGAUCAUCUUGCUACUGGUGACCGUGGGGGACGAGUUGUUCUUUUUGAGAGGACUGAUACUAAAGAUCAAGGUGGAUCCAGGAGGGAUGUUGAGGAGAUGGAUUACGCAAUUAGGCAUCCUGAGUUUCGGUAUAAAACGGAAUUUCAGAGUCAUGAACCAGAGUUUGACUACCUCAAGAGUUUGGAAAUAGAGGAGAAAAUCAACAAAAUUAGAUGGUGUCAGCCAGCAAAUGGUGCAUUGUUUCUGCUUUCCACAAAUGAUAAAACCAUCAAAUACUGGAAGGUACAAGAGAAGAAGAUCAAGAAAAUUUCUGAAAUGAAUAUUGAUCCGUCGACAGCUUUAGAAGUGUGUCGACCAAAUCCACGUAGCCCUCCUCAGUUAGUUGCUAAUGGAAUAGAUGACUACCUGAGCAAGGACUUCCCAUUUCCUCCAGGAGGCAUUCCAUCUCUGCGUUUGCCUAUGGUAGUGACUAGCCAGGAGACCAGCCUUGUGGCCAGAUGCCGAAGAGUGUAUGCGCAUGCUCAUGAUUACCAUAUUAAUUCAAUCUCAAAUAGCAGCGAUGGAGAAACCUUCAUUUCGGCUGAUGAUCUGCGAGUAAAUCUCUGGAAUUUGGAAAUCAGCAACCAGAGUUUCAAUAUCGUUGAUGUUAAGCCCACAAACAUGGAGGACUUAACUGAGGUUAUUACAUCAGCUGAGUUUCAUCCAAUCCAUUGUAAUAUGCUCGCAUAUAGCAGUUCAAAAGGGUCCAUCCGUUUGAUUGAUAUGAGGCAAUCUGCUCUGUGUGAUUCUCAUACAAAAUUGUUUGAAGAACCGGAAGCACCUGGUUCAAGAUCAUUUUUCACAGAGAUAAUUGCCUCAAUUUCAGAUAUUAAAUUCUCAAGGGAUGGGAGAUACAUACUUAGUCGCGAUUACAUGACCCUCAAGCUGUGGGACAUAAACAUGGACUCUGGUCCAGUUGCAUCUUACCAGGUUCAUGAACAUCUGAGACCCAAGCUAUGCGAUUUAUAUGAAAAUGACUCCAUCUUUGAUAAAUUCGAGUGUUGUCUGAGUGGUGAUGGAUUGAGGGUAGCAACAGGCUCUUACAGCAAUCUUUUCCGCGUAUUUGGAACAUCUCACGGAAGUACUGAAGCUGCAACAUUGGAAGCUAGCAAAAACCCAACGAGGAGGCAAAUCCAGACAACUGCAAGACCUUCCAGAUCUAUGACCAGUAUGGUUAGACGAGGAUCAGAGAGUCCUGGAGCUGAGAAUGGGAACGCAAACGAUUUUACAAAUAAGUUGCUGCAUAUGGCUUGGCACCCAACAGAGAACUCAAUUGCUUGUGCAGCAGCAAACAGCUUGUACAUGUAUUAUGCAUGA
Messenger RNA from Eruca vesicaria subsp. sativa (arugula), 1738 nucleotides. The record is from the annotation of a GenBank genome assembly. NCBI's taxonomy places the organism in Eukaryota, Viridiplantae, Streptophyta, Magnoliopsida, Brassicales, Brassicaceae.